This is a messenger RNA of Miscanthus lutarioriparius, 2073 nucleotides long. The record is from the annotation of a GenBank genome assembly. Lineage: Eukaryota; Viridiplantae; Streptophyta; Magnoliopsida; Poales; Poaceae.
AUGCAGACCCGGGACACGAUGGCGCCGCUCCCCUACUCGUACACGCCGCUGCCGGCCGCCGACGCCGCGUCCGCCGAGGUCACUGGCACCGGCGGCAGGAGCAGGCGUAGGUCCCUCUGCGCCGCGGCGCUCGUCCUCUCCGCCUCGCUGCUCCUCGCCGUGGCCGCGCUCGCCGGCGUCGGCCUCCGCGUCGCCGUCGUCCCCCGCCCAACGACCGCGGUGGGAGAGACGGCCGGCGUCAGCGUCGGGAUGCCGGCGACGACCUCGUCGACGAGGAGCCGCAGCAUCAGCAGGGGCCCCGACGCCGGCGUGUCGGAGAAGACGUCCGGCGCGUCGAGCGGCGUCGUCGACGAUGGCGGCAGGCUCCGUGCUGACGGCGGCGGGAACGCGUUCCCGUGGAGCAAUGCGAUGCUGCAGUGGCAGCGCACGGGAUUCCACUUCCAGCCGCAGAAGAACUGGAUGAACGACCCCAAUGGGCCGGUGUACUACAAGGGCUGGUACCACCUGUUCUACCAGUACAACCCAGACGGCGCCAUCUGGGGCAACAAGAUCGCGUGGGGCCACGCCGUCUCCCGCGACCUGAUCCACUGGCGGCACCUCCCGCUAGCCAUGGUGCCCGACCGGUGGUACGACACCAACGGCGUGUGGACGGGGUCGGCCACCACGCUCCCCGACGGCCGCCUCGCCAUGCUCUACACGGGCUCCACCAACGCCUCGGUGCAGGUGCAGUGCCUGGCCGUCCCCGCCGACGACGCCGACCCGCUGCUCACCAGCUGGACCAAGUACGAGGGCAACCCGGUGCUGUACCCGCCGCCGGGGAUCGGGCCCAAGGACUUCCGCGACCCCACCACGGCGUGGUUCGACCCGUCGGACGGCACCUGGCGCAUCGUCAUCGGCUCCAAGGACGACGCCGAGGGCGACCACGGCGGCAUCGCCGUGGUGUACCGCACCAAGGACUUCGUGCACUUCGAACUCCUCCCGGGCCGCCUCCACCGCGUCGCGGGCACCGGCAUGUGGGAGUGCAUCGACUUCUACCCCGUCGCCACCCGCGGCAAGGCGUCCGGCAACGGCGUCGACAUGUCCGACGCCUUCGGCAAGAACGGCGCCGUCGUCGGGGACGUGGUGCACGUCAUGAAGGCGAGCAUGGACGACGACCGCCAUGACUACUACGCUCUCAGGAGGUAUGACGCGGCCGCCAACGCGUGGACGCCGCUCGACGCCGAGAAGGACGUCGGCAUCGGGCUCCGCUACGACUGGGGCAAGUUCUACGCGUCCAAGACGUUCUACGACCCGGCCAAGCGCCGCCGCGUGCUCUGGGGUGGGUCGGCGAGACCGACUCGGGCGCGCGCUGACGUCUCCAAGGGAUGGGCAUCGCUGCAGGGUAUCCCCCGGACGGUGCUGCUGGACACCAAGACGGGCAGCAACCUGCUGCAGUGGCCCGUGGAGGAAGUGGAGACGCUGCGCACCAACUCCACCGACCUCAGCGGCAUCACCAUCGACUACGGCUCCGCGUUCCCACUCAACCUCCGGCGCGCCACGCAGCUCGACAUCGAGGCGGAGUUCGAGCUGGACCGCCGCGCCGUCAUGUCGCUGAACGAGGCCGACGUGGGGUACAACUGCAGCACGAGCGGUGGCGCCGCGGCGCGCGGCGCGCUGGGCCCCUUCGGCCUGCUCGUCCUCGCCGACAAGCACCUCCACGAGCAGACGGCCGUCUACUUCUACGUGGCCAAGGGCCUGGACGGCUCGCUCACCACGCACUUCUGCCAGGACGAGUCCCGCUCCUCCAGCGCCAACGACAUCGUCAAGCGCGUCGUCGGCAGCGCCGUCCCCGUGCUGGAGGACGAGACCACGCUCUCGCUCCGCGUGCUCGUCGACCACUCCAUCGUCGAGAGCUUCGCGCAGGGCGGAAGGUCCACCGCCACCUCGCGCGUCUACCCCACCGAGGCCAUCUACGCCAACGCCGGCGUGUUUCUGUUCAACAAUGCCACCGCCGCGCGCGUCACGGCCAAGAAGCUCGUCGUCCACGAGAUGGACUCAUCCUACAACCACAACUACAUGGUCACGGACAUCUGA